This is a messenger RNA of Malania oleifera, 3141 nucleotides long. Its product is annotated as probable leucine-rich repeat receptor-like protein kinase At1g35710. The transcript has 3 exons. Gene Ontology annotation, molecular function: protein binding. NCBI's taxonomy places the organism in Eukaryota, Viridiplantae, Streptophyta, Magnoliopsida, Santalales, Ximeniaceae. The record is from RefSeq and is a predicted model, not a curated record. The coding region runs from base 1 to 3141 and encodes 1046 amino acids.
AUGUCUACCCACCCCCGGCUUCUUUCCUUCCUUCUCUUCUUCCUCCGCAUCCACCUCCUCUUUCUUGCAUCCCCUCCUCCUCCUCCUUCCCAUUGCGCUGCUUUUGUCUCUGCUUUAGUCGCCACUACUUCUGAAACAAACGCUUUGGUGGCAUGGAAGGCGAGUCUUGACAAUCACAGCCAAUCUAUUUUGUCCUCUUGGGUUGGAACCAACCCUUGCAAUCGAUGGAUUGGAAUUAGGUGUCACAAGUCCAUAAGGAGCAUUGCAUAUGUAAACCUCACGGGCCUUGCUUUGAGAGGUACGCUCCAUAGUUUUAAUUUCUCGUCCUUCCAACACCUCCAAAAGCUUGAUCUUAGUGACAACUCCCUCUUCGAAAACAUUCCCUCCAAUCUAGAAAUGCUUAAGUCUCUCAAUGUCCUUGAUUUGUCAGUUAACAAGCUCACAGGGCCAAUCCCAACUACUAUAGAAGACUUGGGCAACUUGACCACCCUGUACCUUCAUCGUAACAUGCUUUUUGGAUCUAUUCCUCGAGAGAUAGGAAUGCUUAUGUCUCUCAAUCACCUAGACUUGUCAAGUAACAAGCUCACAGGGCCAAUCCCAACUACUAUAGGAGACUUGGGCAACUUGACCACCUUGUAUCUUGAUGAUAACAUGCUUUCUGGAUCUAUUCCUCGAGAGAUAGGAAUGCUUAAGUCUCUUAAUGACCUUGAAUUGUCAGGUAACAUCCUCACAGGGCCAAUCCCAACUACUAUAGGAGACUUGCGCAACUUGACCACCCUUUACCUUUAUGACAACAUGCUUUCUGGAUCUAUUCCUCGAGAGAUAGGAAUGCUUAAGUCUCUCAAUAAACUUGACUUGUCAGGGCCAAUCCCAACUACUAUAGGAGACUUGCGCAACUUGACCACCUUGUAUCUUGAUGAUAACAUGCUUUCUGGAUCUAUUCCUCGAGAGAUAGGAAUGCUUAAGUCUCUCAAUAAACUUGAAUUGUCAGGUAACAACCUCACAGGGCCAAUCCCAACUACUAUAGGAGACUUGCGCAACUUAACCACCCUUUACCUUUAUGACAACAUGCUUUCUGGAUCUAUUCCUCGAGAGAUAGGAAUGCUUAAGUCUCUCAAUAAACUUGACUUGUCAGGUAACAACCUCACAGGGCCAAUCCCAACUACUAUAGGAGACUUGCGCAACUUGACCACCUUGUAUCUUGAUGAUAACAUGCUUUCUGGAUCUAUUCCUCGAGAGGUAGGAAUGCUUAAGUCUCUCAAUGACCUUGAAUUGCCAAGUAACAACCUCACAGGGCCAAUCCCAACUACUAUAGGAGACUUGGGCAACUUGACCACCCUGUACCUUUAUGACAACAUGCUUUAUGGAUCUAUUCCUCGAGAGAUAGGAAUGCUUAAGUCUCUCAAUGACCUUGAAUUGUCAGGUAACAACCUCACAGGGCCAAUCCCAACUACUAUUGGAGACUUGCGCAACUUGACCACCCUUUACCUUUAUGACAACAUGCUUUCUGGAUCUAUUCCUCGAGAGAUAGGAAUGCUUAAGUCUCUCAAUAAACUUGAAUUGUCAGGUAACAUCCUCACAGGGCCAAUCCCAACUACUAUAGGAGACUUGCGCAACUUGACCACCCUUUACCUUUAUGACAACAUGCUUUCUGGAUCUAUUCCUCGAGAGAUAGGAAUGCUUAAGUCUCUCAAUAAACUUGAAUUGUCAGGUAACAACCUCACAGGGCCAAUCCCAACUACUAUAGGAGACUUGCGCAACUUGACCACCUUGUAUCUUGAUGAUAACAUGCUUUCUGGAUCUAUUCCUCGAGAGGUAGGAAUGCUUAAGUCUCUUAAUGACCUUGAAUUGUCAGGUAACAUCCUCACAGGGCCAAUCCCAACUACUAUAGGAAACUUGCGCAACUUGACCAGCCUGAGCCUUAAUGACAACAACCUCACGGGGGCCAUUCCAACUGCAAUUGGAAAUUUUACUAAGCUCACCUCCCUAUCACUAUAUAAUAAUCUAUUAUCUGGCCUACUCCCUCUAGAAAUAGGGAAAUUGAAGUCUCUUCGAGAGUUACGCUUGUUUGCAAACAAAUUUUAUGGCUCUAUUCCUCGAGAGAUGAAUAAUCUUACACAUUUGAGGGUAGUGGAGUUAGGUGAUAACAAAUUUGUCGGCCAUUUUCCAGAAAAUACAUGCCUUGGGGGUUUGCUUGUGAAGUUUGUUAUAAAAGGUAACCAUUUCAGGGGUUCCAUUGCAAAAAUCUUAAGGAAUUGUACUACCCUAGUUAGGGUUAGACUUGAUACGAAUCAGUUCACUGGAAACAUAUCAGAACAUUUUGGCAUAUACCCAAAUUUAAAUUAUAUUGAUUUGAGCAACAAUAAAUUCUAUGGCGAGCUUUCUCAUAAGUGGGGGCAAUGCUAUAGAAUGACGGCCCUAAAACUCUCCAACAAUAAAAUUUCAGGUGAGAUUCCUCCUGAACUUGGCGAAGCUACAAAACUACAAGUGCUUGACCUCUCCUCAAAUAACCUUGUUGGGAAGAUCCCAAAGGAACUUGGGAGAUUGACAUCAAUGUUAGACCUUUUUCUAGACAACAACAAGCUUUCAGGCACUAUUCCAUCAGAAAUUCUAAUGCUUUCAAGUCUAGAACGUCUUAGCAUGGCAUCAAAUAAUCUAAGUGGCUUAAUUCCCAAAGAAAUAGGGGAAUCUCCAAGAUUGUGGAUGUUGAAUAUGUCUAAUAACAGAUUUGAAGGAACUUUGCCAUUUCAAAUUGGCAAGUUAAAAUCUCUGCAAUUUCUCGAUCUAAGCAUGAAUUUGUUGGUUGGAAAGAUACCACAACAGGUUGGCGAAUUGAAGAUGUUGGAAACAUUGAAUCUCUCCCACAAUGGAUUCUCUGGUUCAAUUCCAUCCACCUUUGAUAAUCUCAUUGCUUUGACAUCUGUCGACGUAUCCUACAAUAAGCACUUAGAGGGCCCUAUUCCUACAACCAAUCCCUUUCAAAUUGCUCAAAUUGAUUCCUACAGAAACACAAGCUUAUGUGGCCGUGUCCUAGGUUUGGAGGCUUGUCCCUCUACGAUGAGCCACAUUUCUCAUGAAAAAAAGGGAAACAAAAUCAUGAUCUUGACAGUAGUUUCCUUCCAAAGAAAAGAAAAUGGAUAA